ACUUUUCUGUGUAUGAGAGAAAGAUGGCGGCGCUCAUUCCAGUGAGGGGUUCUUUCGUGGUUUUGAGACGCUUGGUCUCUGUCCAACGUCUGCACAAGUGGUGUUACUCCAAAAUUCGGACACCUGCAUCACACACACCCCACAUAUCCUCCAGCAACGCUUUCUGUCAGCACAGAUUUUUCCGUGCUAGCUAUGCUGCAGCAGGACCGAUUUUACCGUUCAAGCUGUCAGAUAUUGGGGAGGGAAUUAUGGAGGUGACUGUAAAAGAAUGGUACGUGAAAGAAGGAGACCGAGUGUCCCAGUUUGACAGCAUUUGUGAAGUGCAGAGCGACAAAGCGUCAGUUACAAUCACAAGUCGUUUCGAUGGAGUCAUCCGCAAACUCUACUACGAUGUUGAUUCUAUUGCAAUUGUGGGAAAGCCUCUAGUUGAUAUUGAAACUGAUGGAGGGCAUGCUGUAGCUCCGGAGGAGGAUGUGAUGGAAACACCAGCUUUGUCGCAGGAAGAACACACUCACCAAGAAAUUAAAGGCCACAGGACACAGGCCACGCCUGCAGUGCGACGCAUAGCCAUGGAAAACAAUAUCAAGCUCAGUGAAGUUGUUGGGACCGGAAAGGAGGGGCGCAUUCUCAAAGAAGACAUCCUGAACUUCAUAGCCAAGCAGACAGGAGCCAUCUUACCCCCUUCCCCCUUCCAGGAGAUCCAGCCGCCUCCUCCCGUUCCUCCUGUAGCUGCCAAGCCCAAAGAGAAGCAGCCUCUGAGCAUCCCUCCACCCGUCGUCCCGAGGCCGGUGUUUACAGGCAAAGACCGCACCGAGCCACUGAAAGGUUUUCACAAGGCCAUGGUGAAGACAAUGACGGCAGCUCUGAAGAUCCCACACUUCGGCUAUAAGGAUGAAGUGGAUCUGAGCCAGCUGGUGCGUCUGCGUUCAGAGCUGAAGGAUGUGGUGGAAGCUCGGGGAGUGAAGCUCAGCUACAUGCCCUUCUUCAUCAAGGCAGCAUCACUUGCUCUCCACCAUUUCCCGAUCUUGAAUGCCUCCAUGGAUGAAGCAUGCCAGAAUAUCACCUACAAGGCCGCACACAACAUAGGUCUUGCCAUGGAUACGUCCCAGGGUCUGCUGGUGCCCAACGUAAAGAAUGUGCAAAUGCUCAGUGUGUUUGAAAUCGCCACUGAGCUCAAUCGACUGCAGGCUUUGGGUGUAUCUGGGCAGCUUGGCACGACGGACCUUACCGGGGGAACAUUCACGCUCUCCAACAUCGGCUCAAUUGGAGGCACUUAUGCAAAGCCAGUGAUUCUGCCGCCCGAGGUUGCAAUCGGUGCUCUUGGGAAAAUCCAGGUUUUACCUCGCUUUAACGCCAAGGAUGAGGUUGUGAAAGCGCACAUCAUGUACGUGAGCUGGUCUGCAGAUCACAGAAUCAUCGAUGGGGCCACAAUGUGUCGCUUCUCCAAUCUAUGGAGGUCUUAUCUGGAGAACCCAGCCUCCAUGGUGCUGGAUCUGAAGUAGAUCAUCCUGCCUUUAGAACACAACCAGACAAUGUUUAAACGUUGUUGUUGUGGUUACGUUAUUGAAUUAAGCUACUACAGAAUUUCACUUCUUCCCCUUUCUUUUAAUCUUCGCUUUUCAUGAUCCCUCUCUUCUUUAAUGACAUGGACAUGUUCAGGACAUUAACACAUUUUCAGACGUGUGAUUCAAAUGUACAGCUGCUAGUCUUGUGUGGGUCAAUUGCAUUUUUCUGUAAAUACACAUAACACACAACAUACAGGCUGUUAUGUUGUGUGUUGUUCGGUGCGUGUGUGUCAUCCUCUUAAUACUUGGGUGAAAAAUAGAAAUGGGACUGUUUUGAUCAUCAUGAACACUAACACUUCCUCGAACUUGUAAAUGCAGAUAUUUUUUAACCUCUCUCCAAAGGUAUUAUUGCACAAAUAGUUUUUGAGGGUGUACACACGCAUCGUGGCUGUGAUUAAGGAACGUUUGGCGGUGAAGAAAAUCAUGUAAUCUCGACUGCAUUGGAUUUUACUGUAUUUAAGGAAAAAUCUCAGUUUAUGAGGUGCAUGUAGUUUUAGAGCAGGUCAUCUUUGGACGUUACAAAUGAACAGUUUAACCGUUA
Messenger RNA from Neoarius graeffei (lesser salmon catfish), 2106 nucleotides. RefSeq names its product dihydrolipoamide branched chain transacylase E2 (gene dbt). Gene Ontology annotation, molecular function: lipoic acid binding; acetyltransferase activity. Lineage: Eukaryota; Metazoa; Chordata; Actinopteri; Siluriformes; Ariidae. Gene Ontology annotation, cellular component: mitochondrion; cytoplasm. The record is from RefSeq and is a predicted model, not a curated record. Bases 24 to 1502 code for a protein of 492 amino acids. The transcript has 11 exons.